Molecule: messenger RNA, 1035 nt
Organism: Cuculus canorus (common cuckoo)
Lineage: Eukaryota; Metazoa; Chordata; Aves; Cuculiformes; Cuculidae
Product: hepatic lectin-like
Exons: 6
Coding region: 167-793 (208 amino acids)
Source: RefSeq, a predicted model, not a curated record
CCAAUAGGACCCGGCUUCAAAAACUGCUUGGUUAAAUUAUAACCUUUGGGUUGACCAUCCCUAGAGGUAUUGCAAAUCCUCUAUUCCAGAGAUCUGGGUGAAAAAGCAGCUGCUGGCUCAGUCGGAAGCUUCAUCCCCCCCACUUCCCCAACCACAGCUUUCCAGGAUGGAUGAGGAACAUCUUCACGAUGAUCUGCAUGUGUUUAAAGACAGAAACGUCUUCCAGCAGAAGAUGAGAUCCUUUUCCACCGUCUACCUGCUACUGGCCCUCUCCUUGCUCCUGACCAUCAUCCUCUUCGCUGUGUCCCUUUCCAGAGUUUCAGCUGUUUCUUCUAAACUCCACGAACUGCACUCGGAACGGAAACAGAACUUUUCUGGCAGGGAUUUUCUCCUGUUUCCCUGCGGAGCCGGAUCCAGGGAAUGGGAAUACUUCGACGGGAAAUGUUACUACUUCUCCCUGACCAGAAUGAGUUGGCACAAGGCGAAGGCUCAGUGCGAAGAGAUGCACUCGCACUUGGCGAUCGUUAACAGCUACGCCAAGCAGAAUUUUAUCAUGUUCAGGACAAGGAAUGAGCGGUUCUGGAUCGGGCUGACGGAUGAGAACUCCGAAGGGGAAUGGGAAUGGAUUGAUGGCACCGACUAUAAAACCACCUUCACAUUUUGGAAGGAGGGAGAACCCAACAACAGCGGCAACAAUGAGGAUUGUGCCCACGUUUGGACCUCCGGGAAGUGGAACGACGUCUAUUGCACCUACGAGUGCUACUACGUCUGCGAAAAGCCUUUGCCCAACUGAGCGAAGCCCCGCGUGGAGAUGACGGACGAUGCUCUGGCAUCGCAAAUGGUCCUUUUUCUUCUUAAUUUAUACUAUCCAAGUGCCCACGCCCUGCUCUCCCUCUCCACCUUCCUCUCCCUCUCCACCUUCCUCUCCCUCUCCACUUUCCUCUCCCUCUCCAAGAGCAGGGAUGGAUUUCGAUGGUCCUAAGCGAAGGGAUCCAGGUUCUCCCUGGGGAGCUCAGCCUAAUAAAGGACAAUUAU